Messenger RNA from Monoraphidium neglectum, 603 nucleotides. RefSeq lists its product as hypothetical. The transcript has 3 exons. The record is from RefSeq and is a predicted model, not a curated record. Bases 1 to 603 code for a protein of 200 amino acids. NCBI's taxonomy places the organism in Eukaryota, Viridiplantae, Chlorophyta, Chlorophyceae, Sphaeropleales, Selenastraceae.
AUGGCUGCAGCCAAGCUUCAGCUCGCCCUCUUUGUGCUUGCGUUGGCAGCUGCAGGGGCAGCGGCCGCAAGCUCCGCCGCACCGAGCCAGGCCGCCGCGGCCGCCGCCGCCGCGCGGGCCUCCCGCCGCGGCCUCCGCGGCGCCGCCAACGCCGAGUUCCCCAGCACCGCCUCGUGCCGCAAGUUCGAGGGCUACCAGGGCCUCCGGGAGUCGCGCCGCCCCCCGCCCUACGUGCUGGCGCCCGGGUACGAAUCCCAGGGCCCGACGCCCUGCCGCACCUCCUGCGACUGCCACGACACCCGCGUCUGCAAGUUCGACGGCUGGGGGGCCCCGCGCUGCUGGCCAGCGACGACGCCCGAUUGGCAGAAGGGCGGGUGGUCGUGGUCCAUGGGCGGCGACAGCGUGUUUGGCAGCUGCCUCAAGAACGACGCCUACAAGUGGGAGCCGGCGGCGGGCGAGCAGCUGCCGGAGGGCUCGGGGGAUGCGGACAGGCGUGUGUGCCUGAACUCAUGCCAGUGCGAUGGGACGGACCUCUGCACUGAAGACGGCUGGUGCAUGGACGGGCCAGGCGUCCUCGGGCAGGGCACGCCGUUCCUGACGUGA